Amblyraja radiata (thorny skate) is the source of this 2242-nucleotide messenger RNA. Its product is annotated as 5-hydroxytryptamine receptor 1D-like. Gene Ontology annotation, molecular function: G protein-coupled serotonin receptor activity. The record is from RefSeq and is a predicted model, not a curated record. Gene Ontology annotation, cellular component: plasma membrane. Gene Ontology annotation, biological process: vasoconstriction; adenylate cyclase-activating adrenergic receptor signaling pathway; regulation of behavior. The transcript has a single exon. Bases 115 to 1245 code for a protein of 376 amino acids. NCBI's taxonomy places the organism in Eukaryota, Metazoa, Chordata, Chondrichthyes, Rajiformes, Rajidae.
CAUCUGUUCCUCGCUGCCUGCCCCUUGUGCAUUUUUGGUCAACUACAGACGUGAGUGCAGCCGAGUGAGCAUCCGGGAGCGAGCUGGUUGUCCCGAUCGAACAAGCUGGGAAGGAUGAACAGUUCUGCCGAGUGCCUUGGACCAAACAGCGCUGACCUGCAAACCAACGGGAAGCUUGUCAACUGCAGCGCCAAACCAGAUGCCCAUGGCGGGGCUGGCAUUUCAGAAUUGGGCAUCUCCGUAUCGAUUUUCCUGUGUCUCAUCACCCUGGCCACCGUGGUGUCCAACGGAUUUGUAAUCGCCACCAUCUACCAGACGAGGAAGCUGCACACUCCCGCCAACAUCCUGAUCGGCUCCCUGGCCGUCACCGACCUCAUGGUGUCCCUCUUGGUCAUGCCCAUCAGUAUUGUGUACACGGUGAGCGGGACCUGGAGUUUUGGCCAAAUUGUCUGUGAUAUCUGGCUGUCCAGCGACAUUACCUGUUGCACCGCCUCGAUCCUCCACUUGUGCGUGAUCGCGCUGGACAGGUACUGGGCCAUCACAGAUGCGGUGGAGUACUCGGCUAGGAGGACGCCCGCCAGAGCGGCGGGCAUGAUAUGCACCGUCUGGGUCAUCUCCGUCUGCAUCUCCAUCCCGCCUCUGUUCUGGAGGCAAGCCAAGGCGACGGAGCUGACAGACUGCAUGGUCAACACCGAUCAAAUCUUCUACACGAUCUACUCCACCUUCGGGGCCUUUUACAUUCCCACCCUGCUGCUCAUCGCCCUCUACGGGAGAAUCUAUGUGGAGGCCAGGUCCAGAAUCCUCAAGCAGGCACCCAGGAACGCGGCCAAGAGAAUGACCACGGCCCACCUGGUGACCGACUCCCCGGGCUCUUCCUCUCUCUCAGUAAACUCUCGAGCUAACGAAGCCUCCAGCGAGACUGGGGGCUCUCCCGUUUAUUUGAACCACGUCAAAAUCAAAGUUUCCGACGCACUGUUGGAAAGGAAGCGCAUCUUGGCGGCCAGGGAGAGGAAGGCGACCAAAACUUUAGGGAUAAUCUUGGGGGCGUUUAUCGUAUGCUGGCUACCUUUCUUUAUUAUUACUCUGGUGAUGCCCAUCUGCAAGGAAGCUUGCUGGUUCCACCAUGCCAUCUUUGACAUCUUCAAUUGGCUGGGCUAUCUAAAUUCUCUCAUCAAUCCCAUUAUUUACACAAUGUCUAACGACGACUUCAAGCAAGCAUUCCAGAAACUCGUCCGGUUUAGAUGACUGUCUAAACUAGUCUCACAACUGGACAAGUAAAGAUCACUUGUGACAACUAGUCUCACAAUUGGACAAGAUCACUAAAGCAGCGUCUCUUUUAGCUCCCCGCUCAUUUCUCCCUCUGUACACACACACAUAAAUAUAAAAAUCACACACACACAUACAUUUACAUACACACAUCUAUAUAUAUACUGUAUUUUUAAAGCCACCAAAAAUCAGAUGAUAGUAUGACAGCCCAUGCAGCAGUUUAGCAAGCACACCACGUGUAUGGGACAUUGCAUACACACGCGCAGCAUUGUCAGGGAAUGAAUGUAUAUGUCAGGAAAUAAGACGAAUAUCCAUACUUUGCUGUUGGCUUGAGUCUUACUUAUUAGACCAGUCAAAUAUAGUUGUAGUUGAACACCAAAGGGUGAUGUGCAUGGGGGAGGUCUUUUAGGUAUUUUCUAUAUACCAUUCGCAGUCGGAUCCCACUGACCUAAUCAUCGUCCAUUGACCCUUUGAUGAUGUGACACUGAUUCGCUACCGCCAGAGGCCCGUGGAAUUUCAUUUUUUCAAUCAGUCUGAUAUGAAACCCCAUUUCCGGAUCUGAUAAUCGGGAGAUAGGGUUAGAUCCUUCGCUCUUGUCACCGCAGUUUUAAACUGCAUUACAAGUAGCUUUGGCCGACUUUGAGAUUUUGCUUAAUCAAAACUUAGCUUGCUUUUAAGCCAACGUUUUGAUAUUUUGAAAACGUCGGUAUAUGAUUGCUAAGGAACGAAUUCUUAGAGUGAAUGACUGAAAAACAAACGUAUUGCUUUAAUCCCAACUGUUAUUUGAGUGGUAUAUUUUGAAAGCAUUUUGAAUUUUAAAACGCAGAUUAAGUAAUGUCAGCUAUGAUGAAUUAUUUAUAACCUCCAUGCCUUGAUGGGUAUCUGCGGUUUGAAUCUACAGGUUCUGUCUUUGUAUUAUGAACAUUGUGUUUGAGCUGUCCAAUGGAUCCUGUUUAUUUGUUAUUGUAGGUUAGCA